GCAACUUGCAAGUAUAGCAACAGUAGGAAGAACCUAAAAGGCCAUGAGAAAAAUGGCUCCUCCCUUCACUUCUUUCUCUUCCCAAGUUACCCUUAUCAUCGCCAUCACAACGUCCUUGUUCAUCCUUUCAUCUUCUACUUCCACCACCUCACCACCCCAGCCCCACCCCUUCAAGAAAAUAUACGCUUUCGGGGACUCAAACACCGACACCGGCAACACAAAAGCGGCCGAAAACCUCCCCUACGGCCGCACAUUCUUCCACCACCCCACCAACCGGUUCUCCGACGGGCGGCUGGUGAUCGACUUCGUAACGCAGGCACUGUCACUCCCUUUCCUGCCCCCUUACCUCGACCAAAAUGCUGAUAAAUCAAUAGGAGUUAACUUUGCAGUGGCUGGAUCCACCGCAAUAAGCCACAGUUUCUUUGUCAAGAACAAUCUCACACUUGAUCUUACUCCUCAGUCACUUGAAACCCAACUUGAUUGGUUCAACAAGCACUUGGAGGCUCAGGGGUGCAAAGGGGCUGAAACAAGAAGCCAAUGUGAUGAAGCAAUGAACGAUGCUUUGUUUUGGGUUGGUGAAAUCGGAGCCAAUGACUAUGCUUAUACCAUUGGAUCCUCUGUGUCAGGCAGCACCAUUCAACAGCUUGCAGUUGAGAGUGUCACUGGGUUUCUGCAGGCAUUGUUGACAAAGGGUGCAAAGUACAUAGUGGUCCAAGGCCUCCCCCCAACAGGCUGCUUAACACUGACCUUGGCACUGUUUGGAAACGAGGACAGAGACAACAUCGGUUGCGUUGCAAGCGCAAACCACCAAAGCUACCGCCACAACGCUGUGCUCCAGUCCAAGUUACACGAUUUCAGGACCCGAUUCCCCCAUUCUGUCAUAGUUUAUGCCGAUUACUGGAAUUCCUACCGCACCGUCGUGAAGAACGCGGGCAAGUACGGGUUCAGGGAACCUUUCAAAGCCUGCUGUGGGUCGGGGGGCGGACCCUACAACUUCCAAGUGUCUGAUUGGUGCGGAUCGACGUCGUCGAGCUCAUGCUCGAACCCUUCCGAGUACAUCAAUUGGGACGGAGUUCACCUCACCGAAGCAAUGUAUAAGGCGCUUUCUGACUCCUUCCUCAAAGGAUCGUUCUGUCGUCCUCCUUUCAAGUACUUGCUAGGCAGGAAAAAUCAAGCAGGCGGGGAGUACUAAUAAGGACAACGUUGUAUCGCAGUUUUUAGUAGUCUUUUUCUGUUAGCAGAUUUAGACAGAUGAGCUAGUAGGUGAAGAAAUGCAAGGGCAGAAGGGAUACAAUAUGGCUUCUAUGAAAUAACAUACUACUUGCCUGUGUAAA
Molecule: messenger RNA, 1334 nt
Organism: Rhododendron vialii
Lineage: Eukaryota; Viridiplantae; Streptophyta; Magnoliopsida; Ericales; Ericaceae
Product: GDSL esterase/lipase At3g48460-like
Exons: 2
Coding region: 44-1192 (382 amino acids)
Molecular function (GO): hydrolase activity, acting on ester bonds
Source: RefSeq, a predicted model, not a curated record